UACAGUUGGGGGUCAAGCACCAAGCCGACCUAAUUAAAAGCUCAUUACACCAGAGUAUUCCCGUUAAGAGUGGGACCCACGUGCAAAUCCAUCGGUACAGGAGCGCUUUCUGCCUCGGAUUUGGGAAUUCCAGCCCCAGCCCCAGCCCCAGCCCCAGCCCCAGCCCCAGCCCCAGCCCCAGGGCCUGGGAACGACGGCCAGUUAAAGUGACUUUCCCGUCUGUGACCAUCAGAUGGUGAAACUGAAGUUCUGCUCUGUGGGUUACGGUAUGGGUGGCGCCAUGAACUCAGGGCUGGGUGCCUCCAGGUGAAAAAGAAAGCCUUGUGGGGACUUGGAAGCCUUUUGUGUCCUAAGUUAUUGUCUUCCAAACUGCAGAGGUUGAAUCCGGCUUCAGGUUGACCCUUCAGAGUGAAGAGAGAUGCUGUUCCUUUCUUCAUUACCUGCCUAGCACUUCUUCUCUCCCCAUUUCCUAUGCAGGGGCCCCAGCCGGAAGCAGGACAAUAGGGGACUUGGAGCCAUUCCGUAGUGCCAUCCAGAGCAACGCACUGCCGCAGCUCCUCUGAGCCUUUCCAGCAAGUUUGUUCAAGAUUGGCUGUCAAGAAUCAUGGACUGUUAUUAUAUGCCUUGUUUUCUGUCAAGACACCAUGAUUCCUGGUAACCGAAUGCUGAUGGUCGUUUUAUUAUGCCAAGUCCUGCUAGGAGGCUCGAGCCAUGCUAGUUUGAUACCUGAGACGGGGAAGAAAAAAGUCGCCGAGAUUCAGGGCCACGCGGGAGGACGCCGCUCAGGGCAGAGCCAUGAGCUCCUGCGGGACUUCGAGGCUACACUUCUGCAGAUGUUCGGGCUGCGCCGCCGGCCGCAGCCUAGCAAGAGCGCCGUCAUCCCAGAUUACAUGCGGGAUCUUUACCGGCUCCAGUCUGGGGAGGAGGAGGAGGAAGAGCAGACCCACAGCGUCGGGCUGGAGUACCCUGAGCGCCCCGCCAGUAGGGCCAACACCGUGAGAAGCUUCCACCACGAAGAACAUUUGGAGAACAUCCCAGGGACCAGCGAAAACUCUGCUUUUCGUUUCCUCUUUAACCUCAGCAGCAUCCCAGAGAACGAGGUGGUCUCUUCCGCAGAGCUUCGACUCUUCCGGGAGCAGGUGAACCAGGGCCCCGAUUGGGAGCAGGGCUUUCACCGAAUAAACAUUUAUGAGGUUAUGAAGCCCCCGGCAGAAGUGGUGCCUGGGCACCUCAUCACACGACUACUGGACACGAGACUGGUCCACCACAAUGUGACACGGUGGGAAACUUUUGAUGUGAGCCCUGCGGUCCUUCGCUGGACCCGGGAGAAACAGCCGAACUAUGGGCUGGCCAUUGAGGUGACUCACCUCCAUCAGACACGGACCCACCAGGGCCAGCAUGUCAGGAUUAGCCGAUCGUUACCUCAAGGGAGUGGGGAUUGGGCCCAGCUCCGGCCCCUCCUGGUCACUUUUGGCCAUGAUGGCCGAGGACAUGCCUUGACCCGACGCCAGAGGGCCAAACGUAGCCCCAAGCAUCACCCACAGCGGGCCCGGAAGAAGAAUAAGAACUGUCGUCGCCACUCGCUCUACGUGGACUUCAGUGAUGUGGGCUGGAACGAUUGGAUUGUGGCCCCACCAGGCUACCAGGCCUUCUACUGCCACGGGGACUGCCCCUUUCCACUGGCCGACCACCUCAAUUCCACCAACCAUGCCAUUGUGCAGACCCUGGUCAACUCUGUCAACUCCAGUAUCCCCAAAGCCUGUUGUGUUCCCACUGAAUUGAGCGCCAUCUCCAUGCUGUACCUGGAUGAGUAUGACAAGGUGGUACUGAAAAAUUAUCAAGAGAUGGUUGUAGAGGGAUGUGGGUGCCGCUGACGUCAGGCAGUCUUCGGGGACACACAAGUUCCCAUCCACUCACCCACACACUACACAGACUGCUUCCUUAUAGCUGGACUUUUAUCUUUAAAAAGAAAAAAAAAAAAAAAAGGAAAAAAAAAAAACCUAAACAUUCACCUUGACCUUAUUUAUGACUUUACGUGCAAAUGUUUUGACCAUAUUGAUCAUAUAUUUUGACAAAAUAUAUUUAUAACUACAUAUUAAAAGAAAAAAU
Prionailurus viverrinus (fishing cat) is the source of this 2109-nucleotide messenger RNA. RefSeq names its product bone morphogenetic protein 4 (gene BMP4). Gene Ontology annotation, biological process: BMP signaling pathway; negative regulation of transcription by RNA polymerase II; negative regulation of apoptotic process. The record is from RefSeq and is a predicted model, not a curated record. The transcript has 7 exons. The coding region runs from base 645 to 1874 and encodes 409 amino acids. Gene Ontology annotation, cellular component: extracellular region. NCBI's taxonomy places the organism in Eukaryota, Metazoa, Chordata, Mammalia, Carnivora, Felidae. Gene Ontology annotation, molecular function: BMP receptor binding; growth factor activity; cytokine activity.